AUGUCGGAGGAAGCGGCCGAGCGCGAUCACGGGAGCCCAGAACCACUGGCCCCUCGCUGCGGCCCGGACCGUGAUGAAUGGGAAGCCCACAAGGACCGUAUCGAACUACUUUAUUGCGAGCGCCAGCUACCUCUCAAAGAUGUCAUACGAAUAAUGCAAAAGGAGCAUGGAUUCCACGGCACCGCUCGAAUGUACAAGGUGCGAUUCAAGCAAUGGGGGUUUCGCAAAAACUUGAAGAAGUCAGAGACGUUGGACGUGUGGAGUCAAGCUCAUGCAGGGACUGCUCAUCUCCCCAUGAUCCGAGGUCGACAUCUUGGCCCUAAGCGUCUCAAAGAGCAAGUAGACAGAUUCAACCAGCGGAAGACCAUGAAUACCUGCGAUGGAGUGUCGCCAGUAUAUAUUAAGUCUCCAGAUGCUCUGCACCAUCUGGACAGUGCGCUUCACCAGAUCUGGAGAUAUACAGAAGGCCAUUUGUCUAGUAAACACUGGGAUCUUACGACGAUAUUCUCAUGGAACGAUGAGUCACUCAACUGGGGAGUGGUGCUAAGGGAAGCGGCUUUCCAGCUGAGUGCAGAUGGUGAUGCGCCAAAGGGCUUUGAGCUGCUCGAUGAUGCUUGCGACAAGUUUCGGGACGUGGCGAGAAAACAACAACCGCUGCUACUCUGGAAUCUGAUUGUGAGCAUCACGGAGAUUUCCAGUGCCGCCGAUCGCCGAGUGAUUGCCAGCUUUACCAAUUACCUGGUGGCCAUGUGCACCAUCGAGCUCGGCCCCAGCCAUCCGCUGACCAUGUUGUGCGCCAACCUCAGAUCAAUGGACCGCCUCUCCAUGAGAUCAUAUGUUGCGUCCUUUCUGGGCGCACAGCUGGACUUGCUGAGUAAACAAGCCCAACGUGGCGACGUACUGGCCGUCUUCAUGAGGAUGAUCACCUCACAAUGGCUCAACGACAUGGGGUUGAUCCUCGACUUCUCCUUUGCAAGAAUGAUAAGCGACGUCUCGACCGAGUUGAAGGCCAGCGAAAUGGUCAAGGCUUCAAAUUUUGGCCUGGGUGUCGCUUGGGGAGCAUUACUGUUGACACAACGACUGAUCGCCGCGGGACGACUCGUUGAUGCUAAUGCGCUCCUCGCGUGUGUCAAGCGAUGUGCGGAAGAUCUAGGUGGAGAUCCCGCCCUCAUGUCGGAAUAUACAAAACUGAAAGCCACGUUUCAAGAGGACUCGAUCAAGCUGGAAUAUGAUGAUGCGCACUUUCAAGGUGACGCUGGAGAGACGGGUAUACCGGGCCGGUAUUUACCUCCCGGCUCUUCUCGACCCCAUGAUCUGGAUAGCAACGCCGAGCUUCGACAUGUACUCAAUGGUCUGGAGGCACUGAAGAUAUACAGAGGGGCAUGGCCUGUGAGGUGA
Messenger RNA from Pestalotiopsis fici W106-1, 1398 nucleotides. RefSeq lists its product as uncharacterized. The record is from RefSeq and is a predicted model, not a curated record. Lineage: Eukaryota; Fungi; Ascomycota; Sordariomycetes; Amphisphaeriales; Sporocadaceae. Bases 1 to 1398 code for a protein of 465 amino acids. The transcript has 2 exons.